UCACGCCCCCCUGGGUAACGCUGGGAAGAAAUGGCUUCCUCGGGUGACUACCAGCUGCUCCGCGCUGUCGCGUUCAUCUGAGAGUCCCGCGCAGCUGCCCGGAGAAGGAGGGCGGGCGCGGUCCUGGACGUGCGCAGGAUCAUAUUGACUUUAAUGACUGAUUUGCGCCUUUUUCGUCUGCCCCUGAGUAGAAUUCUGCUUUAAGAAAAGAAGGGAAAGGUCCUAGGAAGUGAUGAUGGAGCACUGCCAUUCAUUCAAGUCCCUUGACUGUAGUAUGGUAAAGCCUGGGGUCAUGGUGAAGAUCGAGGAGGAAGAGCUGUAUGAUCCACAUUAUGACGGGCGCUCAGAGACCAGUACAGGGUAUCCUCUAAUGAAUCCAGAAACCAUGAUAAAAGAAGAAAGAAACGAGGAAGAUUCCUUUAUCAGGAAUGAAGAAAUGUAUGAGGAAGAAGAAAGUCCCGAGAGCAGCUUCGGUGAGCCGCUCUACAGAACAUCAUUUGACAUAAGUCAUUAUGUAAAAAAUGUUGUGGUGAAGCGCAAAAAAGAUGACGGUGCUCAUGGAAUAGUUGAUCAGCAGUUUGAAGAGAGGAUCAGCUCCCCUGAACCCAGUCCAGAGGAACCGGAAAUGUCCCGUGGCCGGCCUGUUUUUUCUGUAGAGAGCCAGACGGCCUACAAGGUGCGCCACAGAAGGAUGGCAAUAAGGGUUGAUGAGCUGAUCCGCCAAGUCCAGCGCCAUCCUGCGCUUUGGAAGCCUUCGGACCCUGGGUACAGUGACCGGUAUCGAAAAACAUCCGCGUGGCUCUCUGUGUGCCAGAACCUGUACCCGGAAUGGGAUGAGCUGGAUGAAGGAGAUAAAGGGAUCCUAGAGAAUCUUAUCCAGAAAAGGUGGAGGAGUGCCCGUGAUCAGUUUAGAAGGGAAGUGGUCCACUACGAAGGUCUGAGUGGGUCGGGUCCCCUUAACAAGAAGCCAUAUAUGUACCUUCAGCAGCUGAUGUUCCUGAAACCUGUCUUGGACCUACGGCCUGCAGUCACCAAAUCUGGAUCAGAGGCAGACUCCAAAGCAACCCGUGAACAGCAGCUGGGGGAGUCUGACCCUGAAGUGCCUGCAGCAAGACCAGCAGUGGUGGCAUCCGAGAGCUGCGUAGAGCCACCCACCAACCCCUCUGUCACUCCCACCUUCCAGCAAGCUCCACCAUCUCGACUUCCAGGGAAGAAAAGCAAGAAGACUGUUCCUAACUUCUCUACUGUGGAAACCUUUGAUGGCCAAGUCCUGGACUUUGUUCAGCGAAACAUUGAGGAGGACCCAGAGGAUGCGUUCUGCCGCAGCCUUGGACAUUACAUAAGACAAGUCCCUCAGGGAUGGAGAUUGCGGCUGCGUACCGCCAUCCAGACCCUUAUAGAGGGCUUCACUCCUCCCAACAACCCCGAACAGAUCCUUGGCUUACUCAGCCAGGUCAAGCUGGCACGUCCUGUUUGCGCGGCUCAACCAAUGCACAUUGAGUCCACCGCCUACCAGUCAUCAAGUCAGCCCAACAAGACUACCUCCACAUGUGCUUCUUAUCCACAGUCUUCUCCUCAUUCUUCUCACCGUCAUCAUCUGCCGCAAUCCAGACACUCUACAGGCUAUAGCCAUAAAUCUAAUCCCCAAUCAAACUAUACCAUCCUCUCUCUUCACGAGCACAGCCCUCUUAUGCCUUCCAACUCUGGUCUCUCUAAAACUUCUGUUUCAUCCCCCUCUCACAUGCUCCCCUCUGCUCUUUCCCCUAGUCAUUCCCACCAUUUGCCCACUUCACCUUCUUGUUCUGCCUUGUAUUAUGGGCCUACUCCCCAUACCCACCCCUCCUACACCGACUCGUGCUCUCCUGAUUCCCAUCAGUCCUCCCCCAUGAAUGUUUCAUCCUCCCCAUCUUCGCCUCCUAGGUUUUUAGACUUGAAUUAACCCUUUUUACAGGGGUCCAUCGAGAGCCCUUUUGUAUUUUAUGUAUAUGGUUUAUAUAUUUGGUCCAGUUUGGGUAACAUAGGUUAGGGAAAGAGUACUAAUAAAGUCAGUAUUAGAGUUGCAUGUGCUGCACUAAUCUAGGUAAAGAAAAGUGUCUUCCUCACUUCCUUUGCUGUAGUCAGUUGAUAAUUUCUCACGACGCGUCACGGUCCCACAUUUCCUGCAUACCAAUAGUGUGAAGUCACGGCAAGAGCGGAUGUGUAACCGGAGACUCGGGCUGCCAUGCAUGUUAGAUAGGGGUUAGACGAAAGCUGACAGCCCCAUGCAAGGUGCUGCUACCGCUGUCCCACAAAAGACGAACCUCCAAUUGUAAAAAUAUAAAAA
Bufo bufo (common toad) is the source of this 2323-nucleotide messenger RNA. RefSeq lists its product as uncharacterized. The record is from RefSeq and is a predicted model, not a curated record. Lineage: Eukaryota; Metazoa; Chordata; Amphibia; Anura; Bufonidae. Bases 233 to 1939 code for a protein of 568 amino acids. Gene Ontology annotation, biological process: regulation of transcription by RNA polymerase II. The transcript is spliced from 8 exons. Gene Ontology annotation, cellular component: transcription regulator complex; nucleus. Gene Ontology annotation, molecular function: DNA binding.